AUGAGCGGAGACAAGAUGGACGUCGAGAUUGCGGAACAGAAGAUGAACUCCAUGGAGCACAGUGAGCAGCACUACUUCAAGAGUUACGAUCACCAUGGUAUCCACGAGGAGAUGUUGAAAGAUGAGGUCCGAACACGAUCGUACAUGAACGCCAUUAUGCAAAAUAAGCACAUUUUUAAGGACAAGGUCGUUCUCGAUGUUGGCUGCGGUACCGCCAUUCUUUCCAUGUUCGCCGCCAAGGCUGGCGCCAAGCAUGUUAUUGGUGUCGAUAUGUCUACCAUCAUCUUCAAGGCCCGUGAGAUCGUCAAGCUCAACGGCCUUUCAGACAAGAUCACCCUUCUCCAGGGCAAGAUGGAGGAGGUCGAGCUUCCCUUCCCCAAGGUUGACAUCAUCAUCUCCGAAUGGAUGGGCUACUUCCUUCUCUACGAGUCCAUGCUUGACACCGUUCUCUACGCUCGUGAUACCUACCUUAACAAGGAUGGUUUGAUCUUCCCUGACAAGGCCACCAUCUUCUUCGCUGGUAUUGAGGAUGGCGACUACAAGGAGGACAAGAUUGAGUUCUGGAACGACGUCUACGGUUUCGACUACACCCCUCUCAAGGCUACUGCCCUUUCUGAGCCCCUCGUCGACACCGUUGAGGUCAAGGCUGCUGUCACCGACCCCGCUUCUGUCCUUACUCUCGACCUUUACACCUGCACCGUCGCCGACCUGGCUUUCCAAGUGCCCUUCAAGCUUACCGCCAAGCGUGACGACUUCAUCCACGCCCUUGUGUCGUGGUUCGAUAUCGACUUCACCGCCUGCCACAAGCCUAUUCGCUUCUCGACCGGUCCCCACACCAAGUACACCCACUGGAAGCAGACCGUUUUCUACUUUGAAGACGUCCUCACCGUCCAGGAGGGCGAGGAGAUCACACUUAACCUUGAUGUCCGACCCAACGACAAGAACAGACGUGACCUUGACAUCAAGAUUGCUUACGAGCUCGACACCAAGGACGCUAACCGCGGUUCCAAGGGUGCUCUCGAGUACCGCAUGUGCUAA
Molecule: messenger RNA, 1038 nt
Organism: Fusarium coffeatum
Lineage: Eukaryota; Fungi; Ascomycota; Sordariomycetes; Hypocreales; Nectriaceae
Exons: 6
Coding region: 1-1038 (345 amino acids)
Biological process (GO): peptidyl-arginine methylation
Cellular component (GO): nucleus
Molecular function (GO): protein-arginine N-methyltransferase activity
Source: RefSeq, a predicted model, not a curated record